Molecule: messenger RNA, 1847 nt
Organism: Onthophagus taurus
Lineage: Eukaryota; Metazoa; Arthropoda; Insecta; Coleoptera; Scarabaeidae
Gene: dgt1
Product: KAT8 regulatory NSL complex subunit dim gamma-tubulin 1
Cellular component (GO): NSL complex
Source: RefSeq, a predicted model, not a curated record
GAUAAAAUUCUAUUUCUAAUCACAAAUGCAAGUUCCAAUUGGAAUUACUUCAAGAUAUUUCUUAUAAUUCUUAGAAGAAAUUUAAAUUUGGCGCGCUUUACCCGUUCCAAACAAAAUGCACACUCAGAAGUCCCACAAGAUAAACGGCAGUUCCCCUUCGGCCUCUGCUGCGGCGAAAGCUAAAGCGGCACUCAGAAUGCAAUUACAAAUUGAGCUUCAAAAUAAAAAGCAGUGCACUUAUAAGCCAUUUGAGUGCACACAAUUAACUCUCGACGGUUACAAUUACUGUUUGAGGCAUAUUUUGGAGGAUAAGAACGCCCCCUUCAAACAAUGCUCCUAUGUUUACACUGCAAACGGCAAAAGAUGUUAUAUGCCCGCUUUAAAAUCGGAUAAGAAAGAUUUUGGAAAUAGCAAUAGUUAUUGUAAUGAACAUGCGUUAAAAACGCAUUUAACAAGAGUUCGACAUGGAACAAAACACCCACCACCUCAAACAGCGGAAGUUCUAUUACAUUCACUUGCACAUUAUGUUCGAAAACCACGUACAAGAACUGUUUCUUCGAGUACUCAAGGUUCCCAUGAUAAUGAUGAGUCUCUUGGGGAAGAGGGUGAAGUUAAAGCUACAAGAUCGUUGGAUCCAUUUGUUGAUAUUGAUGCUGCAAGUGUGAACGCAUCUUGUAGCGAUAUUUUAGAUAUGUGUAGUGAAUCGGAAAGUGAUGUUGAACCUACAACUUUUGCAAACGUUUGGCAUGAUGGUCAAGGUGAUAGUUCGGAUAAUGAAAGCAUUGAUUCAGAGAAUGAGGAUCCUUUAAAGCAUGCAAAUGUAUAUACAUCAGAAGAAAUUACAUUGUUGACUAAAGAUAAGUUGAUUCGAUUACAAUCACUUUAUAUUGAUCAAUAUAGGCAUCUGCAACAUAUUUUAAAGGAAAGGAGAAGGAAAUAUUUGCAAGCUUUGAAACGGGAAAAAGAAACUUAUUGUAACAUUCAAAACCAAGUUAGAGAUGGAAUUAAAGAUCAAAGACUAUAUAAAAAAUUAAAAGCUUAUAAUUUAUAUCAUAAAAAAAGUGGGACUGAUGCAAUUUUAAAUAAGAAACUUCAUGAUCUGAGAAUGAAGAUUACAGAAGGAGCAACACCAAAACCACAUUCAUUUCAAAAGUGUAUUUUUAUUGAAGGUGGAGUAAAAUGUGGAGAAAAAGCUUUACCUAUGACUCGACAUUGUCGAAAACACAUUUUGGAGGAUCCAAAUCAAGUUUUAUUCCGUCAAUGUGGCAAAAUGUUGGCUGAUAUUGAAUGUAAAACGCCUGUUGAAGCAAUUUUUGAUGAUGCAACCUGUAGAUUACAUAUGGAUAUUCCUCCAAUAAGGUCUUACAGUAUGGUUAGGAAAGAUUCCGAAUCAGACUAUGAAGACCCAUUAGACACAAAUCUUUCACUAACAAACACAGAAAAUCCGUUAAAUUUUACGGGAAAAGAUAGCAUAAUAAAAACAGAAAACGAUAUCUUAACGUCAUGUAAUAAUACAUUCGAAAUUAAACAGGAGGAUUUAUCUUUGGAAUGUUUUGGAAACUACAGUGAUACUAGCACCGCAACAACCCAAAUGGUUAUUGAGGAACAAUCGAUAGGAAAAGAUGAUGAUUGUUCUGAUAUCACCAUAGUUGAACCUAAAGAAGAUAUCAUUGACGUCGAUAUAAAACAGGAAGAUAUGGAAUUUGACGAUAAACUUGAAAUUGUUGAAGAAUUUUCGGAAAAUUAAUUAGAUAUAAUGUAUUCUUUUUUUUUCAUAUGUAAGUUAAGUUUAGUUUAUAAAUAAAUUAAUGUAGUUGUUAUUUGAGGUAAAAUUUUGUGGUGUUAUU